Molecule: messenger RNA, 3156 nt
Organism: Athalia rosae (coleseed sawfly)
Lineage: Eukaryota; Metazoa; Arthropoda; Insecta; Hymenoptera; Athaliidae
Exons: 9
Coding region: 132-2990 (952 amino acids)
Source: RefSeq, a predicted model, not a curated record
CAAUGUCAAUAAUCGCAGAGAGCUCCUGUAUAUAAGCCUGGCAAAUCAUUGAUUCGACACAACACGUCCAACUAGCGAGUCCUGGUCAAUUAUCCCAGCAGCGCUAAUACCAAACCUACUCUACACCCACCAUGAAGUGCUUCAUCGUUCUUUCCGCCCUGGUUGCCGCAGUCCUGGCAAAGCCCGGCUAUCUCCAUCAAGGCGCCGUCGUUGCCCCUUUGGCCUACGCUCGUCUCGUUCCGGGUGCUCCGAUCGGCGUCGACGGACGCGUCGUCGACACCCCCGAAGUUGCCGUCGCAAAAGCCGAACACUCUGCCGCCCACAUCAACGAGAGGGUGACCCUAGCCAACGAGGCGGCGAAAAGCCACGGCGCCUACGCCGCCGUCGUACCAGCCGCUGCUUACUCAACUUAUUCCGGCGUCCCUAGCGCAGCCUUCGGUCUCCUCAACGCUUAUUCGGCACCGGCCGUUGCCUACGGCAAGGUCUACUCCGGACUCGCCGCUCCCGUUGUGUCCGCCUACUCCGGAUACGCGCAUGGUCCUAAGUACGCCUUGGGCGCUCCACUGAGUUUGGACGGACGUGUCGUCGACACCCCCGAAGUAGCCGUUGCCAAGGCUGCCCACUUCAACGCUCACGCCGAAGCCAACGCCAGACUCGGACAUUACGCCGGACAUUACGGAUACGGUUACGCGGCUGCACCGACCCUCUCCGUCUGGCUCGCUUUUUCCGCUCUCGUCGCCGUUGCUCUGGCUAAGCCGGGUUUCCUCAACGGAUUGAACGGACAUGUCGCCGUCCCGGCUCCCCUGGGCCACGUUCACGUACUCCCUGGCGCUCCGAUCGGCGUUGACGGCCGCGUGGUCGACACCCCCGAGGUGGCUCACGCCAAAGCCGAACACGCCGCGGCGCACAUCAACGAGAAAGUCACCCUCGCCAACGAGGCCAUAAAAGAUCGUCGAAAACUUCGUGAUCUCCACAACUCAAAUCGACCUCGUUUGGCGAGUACUGGAUUUCAAAAGCCAGCAGCGCUGAUCGAAAAACAAAAAGAAAACACAGUCAACAUGAUUAACCCUGCGAUCGCGAUCACCGUUCUCUUCGCCGCGGCUAACGCCGGACACCUGGGAGUCCCGUUGGCCUACAACGGUUACUGGAACAACUUGGGAAGCGCUCCGUUGGGACGCGACGGCAGCGUCGUCGACACACCGGAAGUAGCAAACGCCAAAGCCCUCCACUUCGCCGAAUACGCGAGAGCCGCGUCCGCGGCCACCGCGGUUCCCAAUUACGCGGGGAUUUACGGCUGGGGUCCCUCGGGAUCCGGGUAUUCCUACGGCGCCGCUCCCCUCGCCGCCGACGGCCGCGUCGUCGACACUCCGGAAGUCGAGCACGCCAAAGCCGUCCACUUCGCCGAGUACGCUAGGGCAGCCGCGGCGGCGGCCGAACCCUCCUCCGCAUCGAGCGACGGAAGCUACGGCUGGGCUCCCUCGGGAUCCGGAUAUUCCUACGGCGCCGCCCCCCUCGCCGCCGACGGCCACGUCCUCGACACCCCCGAAGUCGCCCGAGCCAAGUCCCUCCAUUUCGCCGAAUACGCUAAGGCCGCGGCGGCAGCCGCGGCGGCUCCCGCGCUCCACUACGACGCAGGAUACGAUCGUCACGCCGCCGCCGCCGCCGCUCCGUUGGGACGAGACGGUGCGGUGAUCGAAACCGCCGAAGUCGCUCAGGCCAGAGCCGCUCAUCUCGCCGCACACUCCGCCGCCGCUGCCCGAGCCCAUUCCGCCUGGUACUGUGACAAUUUGUCCAAGCUUCAGGGUGAGGCAACUGACUAUGAGGUCUCAAGAACACAGAGCGAAUCGAGAGGAGAGAUAGCGAGUACUGGUCGCCAGCAGCGCUAUAAUACUAAAGUUAAAACGUAUACACAGAUACGAUAUUUUCAAACUACCGCAUCGCGUACACGCAAUCGCCGAUAUAUCCUCACCAUGAACCGCCUGAUAAUCUUCGUCGCCUUAGCCGCCGCGUGUAACGCCGGUUAUUUGGGCUCGCCCUCACCGAAUUACGGGGGUCAUUCAGCCGGACCGGCUGCGGCGCCGCUCCAGUACUCUCCACCGGCCCCGGUCGGACAGGACGGCAGCGUCAUCGACACGCCCGAAGUCGCUCAGGCCAAGGCGGCGCAUUUCGCGGAAUACGCCAGAGCCGCGGCCCGCGCGGCCGAGGAAAAAUCGCAUCAGGUCGGCCCCCAGGGUAAUCAGAUAAAUUACGCCCCCCAGGGUCUCGGCGCUUAUUCCUCGGGACCGAAAGCGCACUCCCGUCAGGUCUACGAGAAUCCGGCUCAAACGGUGAAUUACGCGAGCCCGGUGCCAUCCUUCUCUUCGGCGCCGCACCGCUACGAUUCUCCCGCGCCGUACGCCCUACCCAAAUCCUACGACGCGCCGGCGUCGAAACCGAAUUACGUGCCGGCACCUCUCGCCGAAGACGGAACCGUGAUCGACACCCCCGAAGUAGCCGCUCUCAAGGCGGCGCGUCUCGCCGAACUCGCCGAAGCCGAAGCUAGGGCUUACAAGUACGGGGGAAACAACAACGACGACUACAACAACGGACAAGAAUACGCAGCCGCUCCUCAGCGCUACGCAGCUCCGGCCGCUCCCCAGCAGUACAGCGGCGUUCCGUCCGCAAGAUCUUACGCCGCUCCCCCCGCACCUUCUUACCAUCAAGGAUACCCCGCACCUCCGGCUGCCGCCUCUUCUCCUCCGCGUUACGACGCCCCGGCUCCGACCGAUCGGGACGGUCGCGUCGUUGAGACACCGGAAGUUGCUCAAGCUACCGCCGCUCAUUUGGCGGCUCACGCCGCCGCUCAGGCAUCUUACCAACCGAGGGCUUCUUAUCACGGCCAACAACCCGCUUAUCAGCAACCUCAACAAAUUUAUCAACAACAGGCCUAUCAACCACAGUCCCCUCGACAAGCCUAUCAGCCACAAGGAUAUCAACAGCAACACUGGUGAUUUGUAUUACACGUAUACCUGUAUAGAAAUACCGAAAACCUACAUUGUGAAAAGCUCGAGUGUUCGUCUUCGAAAAGAGGGAAAAAAUUCAAUGGACAGCUGGUCACCGGCGAUUCGACGUACUGUAAAUAAUGCUAGGCCAAUAAAUUGUUUUUUUUUUUAGAAA